GUUUCCUGUACUACGCGUCUGGUAACGCAGCGCCCAGGGUCUGGUUCCGCUAUGCGGAUCACCGGGAAGACAUUCCGCCGGCGCCGGGCUGACUCAGAGUCCGAGGAGGAUGAACAAGAAUCAGAGGAGGUUCGGCUAAAACUGGAAGAAACCCGAGAGGUGCAGAACUUGCGGAAGAGGCCAAAUGGGGUGAGUGCGGCUGCCCUGCUGGUGGGAGAGAAGGUUCAAGAGGAGACUACUCUAGUGGAUGACCCUUUCCAAAUGGCCACAGGUGGCAUGGUGGACAUGAAGAAACUGAAGGAGCGGGGCAAAGACAAGGUCAGCGAAGAGGAGGAUCUGCACCUGGGGACAUCAUUUUCUGCAGAGACCAACCGGAGGGAUGAGGAUGCAGACAUGAUGAAGUACAUUGAGACGGAGCUGAAGAAGAGGAAGGGGAUUGUAGAGCAAGAGGAACAGAAGGCCAAGCCCAAGAAUGCUGAGGACUGCCUCUAUGAGCUGCCAGAGAAUAUCCGAGUCUCCUCGGCCAAGAAGACUGAGGAGAUGCUAUCCAACCAGAUGCUGAGUGGCAUCCCUGAGGUGGACCUGGGCAUAGACGCUAAAAUAAAAAACAUCAUUUCCACGGAGGACGCCAAGGCCCGGCUGCUGGCAGAGCAGCAGAACAAGAAGAAGGAUAGUGAGACAUCUUUUGUGCCCACCAACAUGGCUGUGAACUAUGUGCAGCACAACCGCUUUUACCACGAGGAGCUCAAUGCACCCAUCCGAAGAAACAAAGAAGAACCCAAAGCCCGGCCCUUGCGAGUGGGUGACACAGAGAAGCCGGAGCCUGAGCGGUCCCCUCCCAACCGCAAGCGUCCUGCUAAUGAGAAGGCCACGGAUGACUACCACUAUGAGAAGUUCAAGAAGAUGAACAGGCGCUACUAAGGCAGCGGCAGGGGCUGGUAAUGAUGGGCAUGCAUGGGUGUGUGCAAGUGCACACACACACACAUACACAUACACACACACACACACAUACACACACAUACAUACACACACAGACACACAUACACACACGUAUACACACAGACAUACACACACACAGACAUACACACACAUACACACACACACACACACACACGCACACACACACACACGCGUCCUCUUGCAUAGAACCUGCUUAUUAGCUCUUGGAGUUCCCCAUCACACAGUGCUUCUGCUCAGCUACUAGAUUUCUGUCCUGGUUUUGGUUGGAGACUGUGGCUCCCUAUGUGUCUUAGGACAUGAACUCCCUCCUCCUCCCUACUACUGGGAUUUUAGAGUCCCCCCACUCCUGGCUGGCAUUUUCAAGCACUAACUUUGUAACUUCUGAAAGAAAACAAUGUGUCUAUGUCUAUAUUGUUUCCUACCUGGGGCAAACUAUCCCCAAGAAUGUUAUUAAAUUGCUUGUAAAUAUGUCA
Messenger RNA from Grammomys surdaster, 1433 nucleotides. It is a transcript of the gene CUNH9orf78, whose product is annotated as chromosome unknown C9orf78 homolog. The record is from RefSeq and is a predicted model, not a curated record. Gene Ontology annotation, cellular component: spliceosomal complex. NCBI's taxonomy places the organism in Eukaryota, Metazoa, Chordata, Mammalia, Rodentia, Muridae. The transcript is spliced from 9 exons. Gene Ontology annotation, biological process: mRNA splicing, via spliceosome. The coding region runs from base 52 to 921 and encodes 289 amino acids.